AUGGGUGACCGUCUCAAGGGUGAUCUCGACUCUGCACCAUCCCUUCAUAUGAGAAUGCUACAGAAAGUUGUUGGCAGUAGGGCAUCAGAAUCUUUACUCUAUAGCUACAAGAGGAGCUUCAAUGGGUUUGUAGCAAAGCUGACAGGGGAAGAGAAGGACAAAAUAGUAGGCACCGAAGGAGUAGUGUCAGUGUUCCCUAAUGAAAAGAUGAAACUCCACACAACAAGGUCAUGGGACUUCAUGGACUUCCCUCAAGAAGUAAAAAGAAGCGCUUAUGAAAGCGACAUCAUUAUUGGAAUGCUUGACAGUGGGAUUUGGCCUGAAUCUGAGAGUUUCAAUGACAAAGGAUAUGGUCCACCUCCAAGCAAAUGGAAGGGCUCUUGCCAAUCCUCUAAAAAUUUCACUUGCAACAAUAAAAUUAUAGGAGCUAAAUACUACUAUACCGAAGGAUCAAUACCUCCACAAGAAGUUGAUUCACCAAGAGAUGUAGAUGGCCAUGGGACACACACUGCAUCUACAGCAGCAGGGCACUUAGUGAGUGGCGCAAGCUUAUUAGGCCUGGGCUUGGGUACAGCCCGGGGAGGGGUUCCUUCAGCUCGCAUAGCUGUGUACAAGGUAUGUUGGGGUGAUGGAAGUUGUUUAUCUGCGGAUAUUCUUGCAGCAUUUGAUGAUGCUAUUGCUGAUGGAGUUGAUAUAAUAUCACUUUCGGUUGGGGCAUCGUUUCCAUUGAAUUACUUUGAAGAUUCCAUUGCCAUUGGAGCUUUCCAUUCUAUGAAGAACGGAAUACUCACAUCCAAUUCUGCUGGUAAUGAAGGUCCUGAUCCUGAAAGCAUCACAAAUUUCUCACCAUGGUCACUCUCAGUGGCUGCUAGCACCAUAGACAGAAAGUUUGUGACAAUGGUGCAGUUGGGCAACAAUAUGUCUUAUCAGGGAAUCUCAAUAAAUACUUUCGAGCUCAAGGAUCAGUGCCCUAUGGUUUACGGUGGGAAUGCACCCAAUUCUGGUUUUGAUGGAAACACAUCCAGGUUCUGCACCUCAGGCUCAUUGAACAAGACUUUAGUGAAUGGCACAAUCGUUCUAUGUGAUCACCUGACUGACGGAGAAACGGCAUUCAAUGCUGGUGCAAUCGGUACCAUAAUGAAUGACGAUGAAGGCCGCACAGAUGGCUUUUCUUUUCCUUUGCCGGCCUCCUACUUGGGCUUUGAAGAUGGCAGUGCUGUUUACCAUUACAUAAAUUCAACUCGUAAGCCAACUGCAACUAUAAAGAAAAGCAUCGAGACUAAAGACAAAUUGGCUCCAUAUAUAGCUUCAUUUUCAUCAAGAGGGCCGAACCCAAUUACAAGCGACAUUCUCAAGCCUGAUUUAGCAGCUCCUGGAGUGAACAUUGUUGCUGCAUGGUCACAGGCUACCACUGUGACAGGAAUAGAGGGAGAUAAAAGAGUAGUUCCAUACAAUAUAAUCUCCGGCACAUCUAUGUCUUGCCCACAUGCUACUGGAGCAGCUGCCUAUGUAAAAUCUCUUAAUUAUGGAUGGUCCCCUGCUGCUAUUAAGUCUGCCCUGAUGACAACUGGUAAUGCUCAUCCAAUGAACAGCGUCACUAACCCUGAUGCCGAGUUUGCAUACGGGGCAGGUCAUCUUGAUCCAUCAAAAGCUACAAAACCUGGUUUAGUAUAUGAUGCCGGAGAGCUUGAUUAUGUGAAAUUUUUAUGUGGCCAAGGUUAUAGCACCAAGUCAUUGCAACUUGUCACUGGAGACAAUAGCAGUUGCUCUGCAGCCAACAAUGGAACUGUCUGGGAUCUAAAUUAUCCUACUUUUGCUAUAUAUUCUCAGACUGAGCAUCCCCUCACCCGUGUCUUUCACAGGACUGUCACAAAUGUUGGUUCAACGGUGUCCACUUACAAAGCAAUUGUGGCAGCCCCUGCAGGACUUACGAUCCUAGUCAAUCCGAGUAUCCUUACAUUCAAGUCAUUAGGUCAGAAGCAAUCCUUUGUAGUUACAAUCACAACCAAAGCACAUAAGAAUUUACUUUCUGGGUCAUUGGUGUGGGAUGAUGGGGUGUAUAAAGUGAGGAGCCCUAUUGUGUCAUUUUAGAAAUGAAAUAUGACAAAAGCAUGGAGUGUUUUGGAUUACAGUGAA
Messenger RNA from Cornus florida, 2136 nucleotides. Its product is annotated as cucumisin-like. The record is from RefSeq and is a predicted model, not a curated record. Gene Ontology annotation, molecular function: serine-type endopeptidase activity. Lineage: Eukaryota; Viridiplantae; Streptophyta; Magnoliopsida; Cornales; Cornaceae. Gene Ontology annotation, biological process: proteolysis. Bases 1 to 2091 code for a protein of 696 amino acids. The transcript has 9 exons.